Messenger RNA from Aspergillus lentulus, 1659 nucleotides. Lineage: Eukaryota; Fungi; Ascomycota; Eurotiomycetes; Eurotiales; Aspergillaceae. The record is from RefSeq and is a predicted model, not a curated record.
AUGACCAAUGGCUUGCUGACGACUUCCUUCAGUCACAGAUGCAGGGCCCGUCAUCUAAGAUGCGACACGAAAACACCAGCCUGCGACAACUGCAGAACUGCCGGCGAAGAUUGCGAGAGAUUUCUCAACAUUCGUUUUCGAAAUGGGCUAGACUUUGUCAAGGACCAGGAUGUGACGUUCCCUGAAAAAGGUCCCUGGCCGUCUCUGACGGGGCCCAUCCGAUUCUACGAUGAGACCCCUGAGACUGAAAGUCUUUACAUAACAAGCAACUCAUCACCAUCUUCUCAAGUCCGCCAUGAUACAGGCUACUCAGACGGCAGCCACUGCGGUCUGCCAGGGUCGGAUGUCCGCGAACAGAGACCAUACCAGACUCUUCCCGAAAAGGACACACCCGUGACACAACAGAUCUUUACUCCUGCCAGCAGACCAACCUACGCAGCUUCAAAUAUAGGAAGUCCCGUCGCGCAUCUCGGGUAUCCGGAUGCCGAAUGUACAACAGAGCUGCGUCGUGACUCGACUAGUUUGACUGAUUUUGCGAGGUCACAAACGCAUACUUCUCUUAGUGCAAGGGAGGCUGUCCUCUUCCGCAAUUUCGUCGAUAAUAUGGCUUUGUGGACAGACAUUACAGACCCUCAGAGACACUUUGAAAUAGUGGCUCCGGCGCGAGCUCUCCACGAGCCAGUAUUACGCGCCGCAAUCCUUGCGUUUUCGUCCCGUCAUAUCAACAGACAAAGACCGGAUGGCGACACAGAGUCACUAAAGUACCACAACCAAUGCCUUGAGCUUCUCAUUCCAGCCUUGUCGUGCAAUGACAAUGAGAUUACCGAGGAAUUACUAGCCGCCAUCGCAAUUCUCCGUCAGAAUGAAGAAAUGGAUCCACAGGACAACCAGUUCCAUUUAACGGGAACGACAAGAAUAUUAAAUACAAUGUCCUCCUUUGGCUCCUCCGGAGGAUUAGGUGAGGCAGCCGCUUGGCUGUGCCUUCGCGAGGACAUGUACAUAUCACUCACGUCACAGUCGCCAUUGCGGACAGAUCUUCAUAGCUUCGAGCGCUCGGAUGUCUUCACCAGAACCGACGACUUUGCUUGGUCCAACCGGAUGGUGUUUCUGUUGGCCAGAAUCUUGAGCUGCGCUUUCAACGAGGAGAACCGGACGAGAGGUUUUUAUGCUUCACUCAAGGCUCUAGAGAAAGAGGUCGACUAUUGGAAUGCGUCCAAACCGCAGACAUUUCAUCCCGUCCAUUUUGUUCCCCGAGGAAAGGAUUCUGGUCAACGGUUUCCAACUAUCUGGACGCUGUUGCCAGUCCAUGUUGUUGGUUUACAGUAUUACUACAUUGCAAAGAUUAUACUUGCUUUGUCUGGUUGCUCGAAUCCAUCUCUCCCAUACGAAACCCUACAGCGUUCACGGGACGUUGAAAAACUUGUCCGGGGCCAUCUUCUCAAUGUGCUGGGCUUAGCUGCGUCAAACCCUAGAGCUGAAAACACCCUUUUCACUGCACGGCAUAGUUUAGUCGCUUGGGGCUGGAUACUACGGCAUAAACUAGAUCAAGAAGCUGCUGAAGGGCUACUACGGUAUAUGGAGUUGAAGACUGGCUGGAAUACGUCCCAUUUGAUAGAUUCUCUGAGAGAGCAGUGGAAUAACGAACAUGCCGAUGACUAA